AUGGGAGAGGACGUAUGUCUACAAAGGGCUGCCUUUGGACAUGGUAUGGAAGUGGCCCCUGGUAUAGAAGAUGGAUUUCCCGGGGAAAUGUUCUUUAUGAAUGCGAAAGAUUGCAUUGAUGGGUAUGGCAUUCAAUCUGUAAAGGGCACGUUCAUAUCGCCCAAACAUAUUCGGCUGGCCCGAGGGUGCUACGCCAUGGCAAGCGACUCCGACCGAGAAGUGGACACUUUGGACCAGCACAGCCCAAUAUUGAAAAACAAAAGGGGGCGCAGCUCGCAUUUUAGUUUCUGGUCCCGUGUUGACGCAGGGGAGAUCAAAAUUCAACAAACGCUUGAGGAGUGGCGUUUAUUGGCUUCUGCAACGCCAACGUAUGAGGUACACAAGAACAUCGCGAACUAUGAAAUCAGCACGACUAAUCUGGGGGAUUACCCGUACAAAUCCACGCCAUAUGGGGAUGUAUACUAUUCGCCGAGGUACAGCGACCACAAGUACACGUAUCGGUUCGUGAUACUCACUAAGGGGGUAAGAAACGAGGCGCAUCGCAUACUCAAGAACUGCGGAACUCACUUCCUUACGGAGGCGCAGAUCAUCCACCAAUUGGGAAUCGACCUUUCUCCCGGGUGGGAACACUUCAUGGUGUACCGCAACAGGUUAGACGAGCUCAUUUUGCGGCGUCCGUUCGGUAAGUAG
Babesia bigemina is the source of this 690-nucleotide messenger RNA. RefSeq lists its product as hypothetical. The transcript has a single exon. The record is from RefSeq and is a predicted model, not a curated record. Gene Ontology annotation, molecular function: cyclin-dependent protein serine/threonine kinase regulator activity. NCBI's taxonomy places the organism in Eukaryota, Apicomplexa, Aconoidasida, Piroplasmida, Babesiidae. Bases 1 to 690 code for a protein of 229 amino acids.